UUCCUGGGCAAUUGUUGCAGUUGGAUUGCUGGUUCUGGUUUUUAUUGCUCUGUUGGCUCGUGUUCUUGUCAAAAGAAAACCACCAAAAGACCCGCUGUUUUAUGUUUACGCUGUAUUUGCCUUUACCAGUGUAGUAAAUCUAAUAAUUGGACUGGAACAGGAUGGAAUUAUUGAUGGAUUCAUGACUCAUUACUUGAGAGAGGGUGAACCGUACCUGAACACAGCAUAUGGCCAUGUGAUCUGCUAUUGGGAUGGCUCCGUUCAUUAUCUGAUGUAUCUGUUGAUGGUGGCAGCUAUUGCAUGGGAACAAAGUUACAGAACCAUUGGCCUCUACUGGCUAGGUUCUAUUAUCAUGAGCAUCAUUGUCUUUAUGCCUGGAAACAUUGUGGGCAAAUAUGGAACAAAAGUGUGUCCUGCUUUGUUCUUAAGUGUGCCAUAUAUUUGCCUUCCCAUAUGGGCUGGGUUCCGAAUUUAUAACCAACCUUCAGUAACUCACGAGACUCCAGCCAAGGUGGUUCAGGAAGUCCAGAAGAAAGGACUCUUAAGACGACCAAUAGAUUUAAUGUUAGCUGCAUACCUCAUUCUCGCAACGGGGUUUUGCAUAUUUAGGGGCAUGAUGCUGGCAUACAUGUUCUACUCCGUGCCAUACUAUGUGGUUGCUCUGUAUGGCCUGCUGGUGCCCGGCUGUUCCUGGAUGCCCGAUUUGACUCUUAUACAUGCUGGAGGACUAGCUCAGGCUCAAUUUUCCCAUAUCGGUGCUUCUCUUCACGCUCGAACUCCUUACAUCUACAGAGUCCCCGAAGAAGCAAAACAGUUUUUUUUGGUAUUGAACGUCAUGUAUGGGAUUCUUCCCCAGCUCCUGGCUUACAGGUGUGUCCACAAGCCCGAGUUCUUUAUGAAAGCAAAACCGGAAGAAAAAACGGAAUAGCACAACCGUUUCCCGCUCCUCUUUUUGGCU
Molecule: messenger RNA, 958 nt
Organism: Eurypyga helias (sunbittern)
Lineage: Eukaryota; Metazoa; Chordata; Aves; Eurypygiformes; Eurypygidae
Gene: TM6SF1
Product: transmembrane 6 superfamily member 1
Exons: 8
Cellular component (GO): lysosomal membrane
Source: RefSeq, a predicted model, not a curated record